This is a messenger RNA of Arachis ipaensis, 1929 nucleotides long. RefSeq names its product F-box protein At2g27310. The record is from RefSeq and is a predicted model, not a curated record. Gene Ontology annotation, molecular function: protein binding. NCBI's taxonomy places the organism in Eukaryota, Viridiplantae, Streptophyta, Magnoliopsida, Fabales, Fabaceae.
UGUUUCUUUUGUGUGUGAUGCAAACAUAAAGGUAUAUACUUGUUGAGUUUUACAUUCUGUUAAGAAAUUUUGUGGAUAUUGCAUAGUUUGGUUGGUAUUUUGCAUGUUCUGAGAUUGCAAUGAACUUGUUCACAUUCUUCUGAGCUUGUGUUUAAUGAUUAUGUUAUAUGGUACUGGCAGAUAUUUUCACAAUAUUCUUUCUUUCAUUGUUUCAUGACUUGUGUUGUUCUUGUCCUGCUAUGUUCUUAUUCCUUCUAUUAAUGUCAUUAAUCCCAAAAGCAACCAUUUGGUUUGAAUUUCAACCUUCUGAUUAUGUGUUUCAAUUGCCAAAGUUUUAUAAUUCUGUUUUUAUUUUUUGGACAAAAUCAGAAAUUAUCUUAAAUUUUGUCUCUACUAAACAGGAAAAUUUUGAAGUUAUUGGCUCUGUGUCUUUCUCCAAAGUCCAAUUUUUAUUUAUUUAUUUAUUGUUAUUAUUAUUUUUUCUGUUUUUUGUCCUCAAAUGUCUCUGCCUUCUGUAUCUCAUGAUGGGAACCAAAUAUUACCUUAGUGAUUUCAAUUUGAUUAAGUUUAUUCUAGAUUAGAACUAUCCUGUGAAUUGGGGUCUCUAUAGGUUGAGCUUCGAAAUUGUUCAGGAAUUUUUUUCCAUGGGCUUUGCAUGCAGUGAACUUGCUUUGGAAGAGUGUUAUAACAUCUUGUUCUUAUGAGUUAGAGUGUUAUCGCCAUGUCAGUUGCACCGGUUGAGAGCAUCCCCUCUUUAAGUAGUGACCUCUUCUAUGACAUACUGCGAAGGCUUGAUGGCGCGACAUUGGCAAGCGCGGCGUGCACCUGUGCUGCACUUUGCUCCAUCUCAAAAGAAGAGAGUUUAUGGGAAAAUGUAUGUUCAUCUAUGUGGCCUUCAACCAAUAGGGAAGAUGUCAAAAGUUUAAUCUCUUCUGUUGGUGGAUUCAGAAAAUUCUAUGCAGACAGUUUUCCACUUAUUGUGAACAAGGAUGUUAUGGAGUUUCAUCACAACAACUACUUUGAGUACCCUGAUGAUUGGACCGAAGCCGAAUAUUAUGGUGAUGUGAUUGAAUCAGAGAGCAUCUCUCCAUCUAACUUUGUUUCUAUUGUAGAUAUUAGGUUCAAGGAGAAACCAAUCUGUUCCAAAGUUCUGUUGGGUAUUCCAAAUGCAAAUGGCUAUGAUGAUUGGUUCUAUAACUGCCCUUUUCAGAUUGAUAUUCUUACUUAUGCAGAUAGCGAAGGCAACAACGAUGGCGCCGUGAAUCUUUCCAUUUCUGAUGGUCUGCCAGCAAUUACAUCCAUGGAAAGGGAAAAGAAAGAUGGGAAGCUUUGGAAGGAGCUUAGCAAUGGACUCAGGCUUAGUUGGAUUGUAGUAAACAGAAAAAUCAAGCAAGCUGCAAAUCUUUCUAGUUGGUUUCCUCUUGGUGGCCAAAGGCAUUGGCCAACAGAUAAUGAUUUUGUAGUCCGGUUCGGAUCGAUUCUCCCGGCCGAGGAAAUUCUUCCUUGCCAAGUAGUGGAGUGCAUCCUUAUCAUGAAGUUUAGAGUUGUCCACACAGAAUCAGAGGGGAUUCAAACUAGUCUUAAGUUAACUGAAUUGAGCAUGCAAUUGGAAGACAUGGAAGGUGCUCAUGUUAAUGGAAGAAACAGUUUGCAUAUUCUUAAGAAAGCACUUAGUUGCCAAAGGAGCAAAAACUAUGGUGAUGCACUUGAGUCUUGUCACAUGUAUUCAAAGGUGCAGAAUGAGUUGAAGAAGGAAAAGAUGAGAAAUGAAAAUAGGUUGGAUAGGCUUUGUAUUCUGAGUGGCAUUGCUGCUUUUAUGACAUUCUGGUACUGUGUCCUGUGAAAAUGGUGCUUCACUUCAUAGUUUAACAUAACAUCUGCUAAUUAUGCUUCCUCUAACAAAAUUUGUUAUCAUAUUGCCAACUUCCA